Messenger RNA from Fusarium coffeatum, 1797 nucleotides. RefSeq lists its product as uncharacterized. NCBI's taxonomy places the organism in Eukaryota, Fungi, Ascomycota, Sordariomycetes, Hypocreales, Nectriaceae. The coding region runs from base 1 to 1797 and encodes 598 amino acids. The transcript is spliced from 4 exons. The record is from RefSeq and is a predicted model, not a curated record.
AUGCUCGAGUUGCGCAAGGGCUCCAAGGAUCUGUUCGAGGCGCUGGAGCUGUUGAGGACUGCGCCAGAAGACAGCGUGGCUGCCAUGCUGCAAGACCUUCGCAGCAGAGGCUCCGUCUCUGAAUUUCUUCAGUCUGUCGAUUCGGGCUCGGUGGGCUCAUCACCAGCGAAUUCGCUGGUUACUAGUCUCGCGGGGAGUUCGGCCAGCUCUCCGAUGGAGAUGGAUCUCAAUAUGCGCUACUCAAACGCGUUUCCAUCCCUAGAACCCCUCGAAAUUGCGGAUGUAGACCUCGGGCUGCUGGCUCUUGACAAGCGCAAGUCGAAGCUGUUGACGGCGCCGUCGUCGGCGCCAGCGUCAGGCUCGUCCUCCUCCCCUAUAGACCUUUCGAGCCGAAGGUCCGCGACACCGACGUCUUCUGAAUCCUUUUCGACGCCGAGUGACACCACCGGAGAAUCACCACAACAGCAGAUCGAUCACCGAUUGGAAGGUCUUCAAAUAUGGCAGUGGACUUCAGUUCCCAUCCCGGACGCUCUAGCUGAGAAAGCCGUUUCUUUCUAUCUCGCUAAUGAGCAUCCUUUGCUUGCGUUCUUCGACGCCGAUUUAUUUAUUAGAGAUUUGGUAUCAGGUGGGGGUCGUUUCUGCUCGCAUCUUCUUGUCAGUUCUUUACUUGCUUGGUCCUGCCAUGGACAGGAUCGUGUCGGACUCCUUUAUCUCGAUGCAAGUGCUGAGAUCGGUCGACGACUUGGCCUGUUUGGUGAUAAAGAUGUAACGAUGCCUGGUAUAGAUGGUGACGAGGAGCUAAAGUCUGCAGCAUCAUAUGCCGCUUGGGGCUCUUUCGGUUGGCAUAGCCUUCACUCCGUCAACUUCCGCGCCAAGCAUCGAAUAAACCAUCCGCCAUCAUUACCCAUACCUGGAGAUAUAUUUGGACCGCCUCUGAAUGAUCAGAUGGGAAGCACCUUCACAUGGAUAUCCAAGUUCUGGUUAAUAACUCACAAGAUAUUCGGUGAAGGCUUUAAUAGCUUCAGUCGCUUGCCAAUGUCUCAUGCACAUCAGAUGUAUCAAUUGCUGCUUGACUGGGCAGCUGCCUUGCCAGACGAUGUCAAGAGGAGCAAUGACUGUCCACACCAUGUUUUAGUACUACAUAUUUGGUAUCACACAGCGAUUAUAGACAUAUGGCGCCCAUUCUUAGAAAACUACCAAGACGAAUACGCAUCCCGAAACUCUAACGCCAACGCCGCACACACAGCAUCCGUCCAACAACUUAAAAGGCUUAUGUACGUCUAUCGAACAAGGUUCGAAUCAACAAACUUGACAAUGUUCAUAACCCCGGGCUUGCUCACCCUAGUAAACGAAGUCUUCCGCAAUCCCGACGCAUCCGACGCCCAAUUCUGGUUCAUACUCUCCGCACGCGGUUGUUUGUCAAUAGCAUCAUGGUGCAAAGGUCUCCGCGGCAUAACAGAAGGCCUAAUGACCAUAGGAUGGCAAAAUGGCACUUUUAAACGUCACGGCUGGGCUGAGAACAGCAUGAUAGAAGACAUCCGCUCUGCAACGAAGGCUUUAGUGAAGGACGGCGGCGCUUACAGCAGUCUUUACCCCAUCAGUCUGGAUUCUGUGAGCGAGGAUAUGGGUGAUAUUGGUAUGGAAGCUUUAGCGGGCGAGUUCCAGCGGUUGACGGCUCAGAAUGAACCGCGCGGGCAAGAGGUGGAGAUGACGGGGGAGCAGCCUGUCUGGAAGGGCGACCAGAGGGAUUUGAAUUUGACUUUGAGCGAAGCGACCGAGGAAGAAGAGUAUAAUUAG